AACACAUCCAAAACUAAAACCGCAGUACUUGAGGCUAUGGCGUUAUACUGGGCUUUUGUACUGCUUUUGAUUUAUAGUGUAGACCACACAAAUGCAUUUUGUGUAAAAUCGUUAGAUUUAGAUCAUGGAAAAGUCACAUAUAAGGACAACAGCUUCUCAGUAGAGUUUCAGUGCGACCCCGGUUAUACCCUGCAUGGAAGUGCGGAGCUUCCCUGCAAUGGAGAUGGUCUCAUUACAGAAGAAAAGCCAUUCUGUACAAAAAGCGGCUGCAAAUUGGAAGACGGAACUUUAACCGACUUACCGAAGCUGGAGAUAUCUUGCCCGUUUGGAGAUUUGUUUGGACAUUCCGUUGCCUAUUGCGAUGGAGAAAAGUGGAGCAACGAGCUGGGUAAAUGUGGGCCUGAAAACAAAACGGCUUACUCCUGCAAUUUCGAGAGCGCGAACAGAUGUGGCUGGAUGGCGUACCCAUCUCCUAGUGUUUGGAUGAGGGUCAGCUAUGUCACCCACUUCCAUUACAAGGAAACCGGACCCCUGACCGACAGCGAAACCGAUGGAUACUACAUGCGGAUGGUGACCGCGACUGGCAAGUCCUCGGACAGCUACCACCUGCUAUCGCCUAGAUAUCCCAAGGAACUCAGUCAGCAGAAAGCCUGCUUCUCGUUCCGCUACUACAUGUUCGGUCGGGGAGUGGAUUCCCUGAUAAUAUCCGUUGCACCGGACUCCGACCCCAUCAAUGGUACAAUUCAGAGGCAUAGUAUAACUGGAUCCCAAGCAGCCAAGUGGUUAACUGGGAGUAUCCCCAUUCCCAAAAUGGAACAGGACUUCAGAGUGGUCUUCAUCGGCAGGAAUACGAAGGGUCGAUUCGCAGACAUCGCAGUUGACGAUGUAAAUCUGAAGUCGGGUGUAGAUUGUACGCAACCGCAAGCACCUCUUCAAUCACCAGCAUCAGUUUAAACCUAAAACCACUUCAACCUCAGGCAUCGGAGUCGAAUAGCUCAACCAAACCCACCACUAAGCAGCCAAAGUCGCAAUCUAUAUUUCUAAGAGAUAUUAUUGUAACAUUGUUCCAUCCUUUUCAAAUCUUUUCAUGGUACACUUUUAAAUACUAAUGUAACGCCUUUUAACUUCAAUAAAAUAUGGGGUACAAAUUAACCCCUACGCACUACA
Messenger RNA from Drosophila biarmipes, 1167 nucleotides. RefSeq names its product MAM and LDL-receptor class A domain-containing protein 1. The transcript is spliced from 3 exons. Bases 37 to 954 code for a protein of 305 amino acids. Gene Ontology annotation, biological process: nervous system development. Lineage: Eukaryota; Metazoa; Arthropoda; Insecta; Diptera; Drosophilidae. Gene Ontology annotation, cellular component: membrane. The record is from RefSeq and is a predicted model, not a curated record.